This is a messenger RNA of Aspergillus alliaceus, 3061 nucleotides long. RefSeq names its product mitofusin. The coding region runs from base 64 to 2874 and encodes 936 amino acids. Lineage: Eukaryota; Fungi; Ascomycota; Eurotiomycetes; Eurotiales; Aspergillaceae. The record is from RefSeq and is a predicted model, not a curated record. The transcript is spliced from 4 exons. Gene Ontology annotation, biological process: mitochondrial fusion. Gene Ontology annotation, molecular function: GTPase activity; GTP binding. Gene Ontology annotation, cellular component: mitochondrial outer membrane.
GUUUCAUCGCAUGUUGCCCGACUUUUCGACUUCUAUGUCUAUGUACCGCGCAUUCUUUUCGUCAUGAGUCAGGAGUAUUUCCCCGGCAAAGGCGGUUCUUCUGCCGGCGAGGGUUCGUCAAGACAUCCUCCGCAACAGGAAUCGUCCGAGUACCCUUUCUUCCCGAACGCCCCGCCCGCGUACAUGACCGUUGGAAAUGGCGCGACCUCCGAGAGCGCUACGGCCUUGAUGGCAUCGUUGAACGAAGAUUCCGGUUAUGGCGGCAGUAUUGCGAGUGGCAGUUUGAUGGAUGGUGAUGUUGGUGGCGACUGGAGAUCAGAUAUGAUGGUGGACAGACCGACUCCGAUGCAUACCCCAACCCUUCCCGGACAGUGGAAUCCAGCAGCGGAGCACGAGAGACAGGUGUACGCGAGCCAUGUUCACCAACUACAAUAUAAUUCCAACAGAACGAAGUUGGGACGCGCUAUCACACGAACAAUCGAAACUUUGAAGGAACUACAGGAAACGAACCGCCAAUGGCCCGCCCACUAUCCCUCAGUGCAAGGCGCGUCAGAUUCUCCUUCGGACAGACCCGCGUUGCGCCAAGCGCAGUCGUUCUUCGAUGAUGGAAACAUCCAGCAGGGUGAAUUCAGGCCAGGGCCGAUCAGACGAGCGGCUACGGUAUCAAAUAGCGACGAUUUGGCUUCGGCAGAAUCAAGUGCCGCCGCGGAGCGUCGGCCAGCGCCAGAGCCGAGAUUGAUGAGCCCGCAGAUAGCGCAAGAAUUCUCCAUUCUAAAGCUAGACCUAAAGCUAGGUGCUUUAUCGCAAGUGGAAUUAGUACAUUCGUUGGAAAAGGCCUCUAUCGCAUCGCUUUUGGAUGGGAAGAUCAGCCAGAGUGUCAAACACCUUCUCUCGCUGCGCGACAGAAUCGAAGAUACGUCAAGUAAGGUUCUGAUCACUGGUGACCUUAACGCGGGAAAGUCAACUUUCUGUAAUGCUUUGCUGCGUCGCAAGGUAUUGCCCGAAGACCAGCAGCCCUGCACGAGCAUCUUCUGUGAGGUCCUCGAUGCACGGGAGAACAGUGGGGUUGAGGAGGUACACGCUGUCCACAAGGACAUGGAUUACAAUCGCAACGACGAGAGUACAUAUGAUGUAUAUCCGCUUAGUCAACUCGAGGAUAUUGUGAUCGAUAACUCCAAGUACAUGCAAUGCAAAGUUUACGUUAAGGACGUGCGAACCAUCGACGAGUCUCUGUUGAAUAAUGGAGUUGUUGACAUCGCCCUGAUUGAUGCCCCUGGUUUGAACUCGGAUUCUUUGAAGACAACAGCUGUCUUUGCUCGACAGGAAGAGAUCGAUGUUGUUGUGUUCGUGGUUUCCGCUGCCAAUCAUUUCACCCUCUCAGCCAAAGACUUUAUCCACAAUGCCGCAAAGGAAAAAGCAUAUAUGUUUAUCGUCGUCAACGGAUUCGACCAGAUUCGCGAUAAGCAACGAUGUGAGCGGAUGAUUCUGGAUCAAAUUAACAAACUCAGCCCUCGCACAUACAAGGAAUCUGCGGAACUCGUUCAUUUCGUAUCAAGCAAUGCCGUUCCUGUUGCACCCCCGAUGUCUGUAACAAGUUCUGGUUCUGGUGGCGGCGGCGGAGGCUUCGAUCCAGACGAAAAUGAUGACGACGAUGACUCGCAUGAUAGUAAGCCCAAAGGCAAAGGCAAAGACAAAGGAAAAGAGAAGCAAAAGAUUCAAGACUUUGAGAACUUAGAAAGCUCUUUGCGACGAUUCGUUCUGGAAAAGCGAUCCCGCUCGAAGCUUGCUCCUGCCAGGACUUAUCUUCUCAACUUGCUUGGAGAUCUAAAUUCCCUCGCUUCCGUCAACCGUGACAUUGCCCAGGCAGAACUCAAGCGCGUUACAGAAGAACUGGCAGAGCUGGAACCUGCCUACGAGGGUGGACAGAAGAAGAAAAUCGAGCUUGAUGUGCAGGUGGAGAAGUAUAUUGACGAUUCAUGCGAAGAUGUUUACAACCAUACGCGAUCGACCCUGUCAGACACUAUUGCUCGCGUCUCAGAAGCUGACCUAGGUGUUGAAUACCCCGGCAUCUUCUCUGCAUUCCAGUAUGCAGAAGAUUUGAAGUUGGCCAUGCUGGAACAGAUCUCCACAGCAGCCGAAGCCUGCGAGGAUUAUGCACGCAGAAAGACAGUAGACGGUGUAGAUGCCAUCCAAAAGAUUGGUCUUUUGCAUGUUGGAGACAAGUUUGCUCCCUUAAAUUUCCGUGCCGAUAUGAUGUUCCGCCGUAGUCGACGCCAUACAUUUGCCAAACAGGUUGACACCGAAGUUGAACUAUGGGAUUUCUUCGAUUUUGCUGGCAUCUGGGAGCGCCAAGAGAAGGUGGCCGGAACAGGAAUGGCCAUGACAGCUGUAACUGUCCUUGGAGGCAGAGCUUUUGGCGGCAUUAGCUGGGUUGAUAGCGUGUUCAGUACAAUCAAGUUCAUAGGACCCAACAACUUGCGACGCUUCCUUGUUCCGGGUUUGGUCGCAGCUGCUGCUUUGACUACCGCAUACGUAUUGUCUACGAUUCCCAGCACACUACCCCCUCGUCUCUCGCGCAAGCUCGCCGCUGCGCUCGAAGAGAAGGACUACGUGCAUUCUAACGCAACUCGGAUCUCUACAGAAAUCCGGCGAGUCCUCCGUAUUCCCGCCAACAACCUCCAAUCCAGUCUUGCCCAAGAUAUCGAAGACCUCGCAAGACGUAAGCACGAAGUCAGCAAGACCAAGGUUGAGAGUGAGACUGCAAGCAAGUACUUCUCCAAUCUCUUCCGGGAGAGUGGCGAGAACAGGACCUCAGUGGAGAGCAUCGACCUUGAUGGCCCGUUGCCGGGUGCGAUGGCUGCCCAUGGACCAUGAGCUUUCCAUCUCUGUUGCCUUGCGUGUACAAAAAGUAAUGAUUCUGUAUGAGUUAUCCGGCCAGCUGCCCCCUCGUGGGUGCUAAUUCUGCUUCGCUUCCCAAAUAUCCAUAUCCCCAUGUACAACAAUCAUUGUUCAUUCUUCCCUGCUUUUUCACCCUCACUUAUUUUUACCCUUUCGCCAUGAG